Leptopilina boulardi is the source of this 1002-nucleotide messenger RNA. It is a transcript of the gene Rad1, whose product is annotated as cell cycle checkpoint protein RAD1. Gene Ontology annotation, cellular component: nucleus; checkpoint clamp complex. NCBI's taxonomy places the organism in Eukaryota, Metazoa, Arthropoda, Insecta, Hymenoptera, Figitidae. Gene Ontology annotation, biological process: DNA repair; DNA damage checkpoint signaling. Gene Ontology annotation, molecular function: 3'-5' exonuclease activity. The transcript is spliced from 5 exons. The record is from RefSeq and is a predicted model, not a curated record. Bases 139 to 954 code for a protein of 271 amino acids.
AAGGACAAACAGCAUUUACGUGCAAACAUGUUUUAGCAGCUUGGUUGGCUGUAUUAGAUAAAGAAAAAUUAAUUUAUCAAAAAUUAACAUUUUCUCAAUUUCGAGGAUUAUUGGUGUAUCAAGUUUCAUACAAGCAAAAUGUGUACUCCCAAUGAGGAAUAUAAAUUACUUGCAAAGUUAGGAAAUCUCAAGACUGUGGUUCACCUUUUAAAAGCUAUUAGUUUUAAAGAUGUUGCCACAUGUUCUGCUUGCGAAAAUGGUCUUAAAAUUACAGUUGAGGAUGCAAAAUGUAUGCAAGCUACAGUUUAUCUUCCAAUUUGUGUUUUUCAAGAAUUCAUUUUAAAUGAGGACAUUAUUUUUCAAAUAAGUCUAAAUGCAUUAGUUGAUUGUCUUUGUAUGUAUUGGAGCAGUAUAAAUGCUCAAGGGAGCGUUGUCGCUUUACAAAUGUCUUAUAAGGGUAAUGGCAAUCCCGUAGUAUUGCUUAUUGAAGAAGAGGGAAUUAUAACGGAAUGUUCUUUGAAAACAACCGAACCGGAUGAAUUAUUAAAUUUUAAUCUUGAACCGGAAAAUAUUGUAAAUAAAAUUUAUCUUCAAACGGUAUUGUUAAAGGAUGUUCUCGCUGAACUUGAUCCAACUAGCGAUUCAAUUAAGUUAACUUUAUCUCCCGAUGCGCCUUAUUUUAAAAUAACUACAAAUGGAUUGGCUGGUGAUUGUACUAUUGAAGUUCCUCAUGACAGUGAAUUAAUUGACAGUUUUGAAUGUAAAGAGACAACUACUUCCAAUUACAAAUUACAACAUAUCAAACCUGUUGUUAAAGCUUUGGCCUGCAGUCAUUUGGUUUCAUUAAAAACUGAUGAUCAUGGACUAUUGUGUUUUCAAUUUAUGGUGAAAACUGAAGAAGGACAAACUUGUUAUAUAGAAUAUUUUAUGUCAUCAAUUGUGGAUAACGAUUAAAUUUUAUAAAUUCUCAUGACAAUUAAAUAUAAUGAACAUAUAACUAUA